This is a messenger RNA of Aspergillus ibericus CBS 121593, 757 nucleotides long. Its product is annotated as DUF3425 domain-containing protein. The record is from RefSeq and is a predicted model, not a curated record. The transcript is spliced from 3 exons. The coding region runs from base 14 to 757 and encodes 247 amino acids. NCBI's taxonomy places the organism in Eukaryota, Fungi, Ascomycota, Eurotiomycetes, Eurotiales, Aspergillaceae.
GCAGUGUCCACGCAUGUCCAUAACCACAACCGACCCACCCGCAGACCUCAGCGACACUGAGAGCCCCUCGCACGAGGCGGCCAAAAAGGAGCGACGUAGGGGUCAAAACCGACGGAACCAACGCGCCUGGCGUAAGCAGCCUACGGGCCUGACAUUCCCCGGAUUCGACGCCAGAUCGACAAUCUCGCGGCGGACCACGCCCUGCCGGACCGCGCACCAGAGCUAUCGCGGAAACCCGCAGGCCGAUCACCUCCUGACGGUCGCCAAACUGAAUGUCUUCCGGGCCUUUGUCCGGAACAUCACCGUGCUGGGCUACACCCGGGAAUGGAUGACCGAUGAUGCCCUGUCCCGGUUCAGUAUCCAUGGACCGCACCCGACGAAUCCAGUCGGGACGAGUCUCCCCUCCAGUUUACGUCCGACGGAGAUGCAACGAAGUGAGCUGCAUCAUCCGUGGUUGGACUUUUUCCCAUUCGCGCGGCUACGCGAUAAUCUGAUUCGGUAUCAGGAUUGUAUGGAUGAGAGCCGGUUCUGUCAAGAUCUGAUGGGGUUUUGGACGAUGCCGACGGAGGAGAAUUGUGUGCUGGUGUGGGGGAAUCCGUGGGAUCCGAUGAAUUGGGAGAUUACGGAGGCGUUUUUGCGCAAGUGGGGGGGUUUGGUGAAGGGGUGUCCGGAGAUUCUGUGGUCGACGAAUUAUUGGCGACGGUUGAGGGGGGAGAAGCGGUUGGUGUGGAGGGCGUCGUUUGAUACGGUACAGUGA